AUGCAACUAGAGAUUGACCAGUUAAAGAAGAAGUUGCGCCAUGCACGACGAGAACAAACCCCCUCCAACUCUGAUGUUUCCUCUGACGGUGAAGAAGAGGCUAGUUAUAGGCGAAGGUUAAGAACUCUACCCAGCGAAUCUUUUUCCUACCAUGAAGAAUACCAUCACAAACAUACAUACAAGAGCCCGCCCUGUAGAGGCCUAGGAAAUAACGCUAUGAGCAAAGCAUUGAACCAGAUUUCCAAGUCGCCCUUUACGCGCAAGAUUGAAGGGGCAAUACUUCCUUGGUGGUUCCAUCAGCCAACGUUCACCAUCUACAAUGGUCGAACGGACCUUAUGGAGCAUGUGAGCUACUUCAAUAAGAGAAUGAUUGUCCAUUCCAAAGAUGAAACCUUGAUGUGCAAGAUGUUCCCGUCCAGUCUAGGACCCGUGGCGAUGAGAUGGUUCGACGGCCUAAGGGCAGAUUCCAUAGAUUCCUUCAAGAAGCUCACCCGGGCGUUUGACUCUCGUUUUAUUGCGUGUAGCAAGGUUCCUCGGCCCUUGGAUUCCCUGCUGUCCUUAUCCAUGCAAAAAGAGGAGACCCUGAAGACAUAUUCGGACAGAUACUGGGAGAUGUUCAAUGAAAUAGAUGGUGAUUUUGAUGAUGUGGCCAUCGAUACUUUUAAGGUCGGCCUUCCAACCAAGCACGGUUUAAGAAAAUCUCUAACUGGUAAAAUGGUCACCAGUAUGCGCCAAUUCAUGGACUGGAUUGAUAAGUAUAAGAGGGUCGAGGAAGACCAAUAG
Molecule: messenger RNA, 783 nt
Organism: Quercus robur (English oak)
Lineage: Eukaryota; Viridiplantae; Streptophyta; Magnoliopsida; Fagales; Fagaceae
Exons: 1
Coding region: 1-783 (260 amino acids)
Source: RefSeq, a predicted model, not a curated record